This is a messenger RNA of Choloepus didactylus (southern two-toed sloth), 5893 nucleotides long. It is a transcript of the gene ZBTB4, whose product is annotated as zinc finger and BTB domain containing 4. Gene Ontology annotation, biological process: regulation of DNA-templated transcription. Bases 220 to 3252 code for a protein of 1010 amino acids. The transcript has 4 exons. The record is from RefSeq and is a predicted model, not a curated record. Gene Ontology annotation, molecular function: RNA polymerase II cis-regulatory region sequence-specific DNA binding; protein binding; DNA-binding transcription factor activity, RNA polymerase II-specific. NCBI's taxonomy places the organism in Eukaryota, Metazoa, Chordata, Mammalia, Pilosa, Megalonychidae.
CCGGGCCGGGGCCGGGCGCUGGGGGGGCCGGGGCCGGGGCCGGAGCCGGAGCCGGAGCUGGAGGCGGGCGAAGCCGGAGCGGCCGGGGGCGGCCACGGUGAUGAGCCGGGCCUGGUGGACUCGGCGCCAUCGCAGUCAGAAGGAAGAGGCCCAGCAGAAGGGACUUGCUGAGCCACACCCCCCCGCGCUCCAUGGUGGCUGUGCUCUCAGGCUGGCGCCAUGCCCCGCCCUGCAGAGGUGACGGACCCGUCCCACGCCCCCGCCGUGCUGCGCCAGCUCAAUGAGCAGCGGCUCCGCGGCCUCUUCUGUGACGUCACCCUCAUAGCCGGAGACACCAAGUUCCCUGCUCACCGCAGCGUCCUGGCUGCUUCCAGCCCCUUCUUCAGAGAGGCCCUGCUCACCUCGGCCCCGCUGCCCCUCCCUCCCGUGACUGGGGUCUCGGCCCCCAACCCUGCCACCGCCACCGCUGCCGCCACCACUGCCGCCUCCUCGUCCUCUUCUUCCUCUUCCUCCUCGUCCUCCUCCUCCUCCUCGUCCUCGUCCUCCUCCUCCUCCUUCUCCUCCUCUCCCCCUCCAGCCUCACCUCCUGCUUCCUCCCCGCCCCGGGUCCUGGAGCUGCCGGGAGUGCCCGCAGCUGCCUUCUCUGAUGUCCUCAACUUCAUCUACAGUGCCCGGCUCGCCCUGCCUGGUGGCGGAGGGGACGGGGCAGCUGUGGCCGAGAUUGGAGCCCUGGGGCGGCGCCUGGGCAUCUCCCGCCUGCAGGGCCUGGGGGAGGGAGGAGAGGCCUGGGGACCUCCUGCCCCGGCCCCCGCGGCCCCUUCUCAGGCCGAAGAGGACAGCUUCGGGCCGGGUCCCGGGCCAGCCGGGGAGUGGGAGGGGGGUGGGGCUGAGGCCCAGGCCCCCGACUCGCAGCCCCCCCUGCCCCGGCGGCCCCUCCCCUGCCCCCAGUGUGGGAAAAGCUUCAUCCAUCCCAAGCGGCUGCAGACCCAUGAGGCCCAGUGCCGACGGGGGGCCAGCACCCGGGGGUCUGCCGGGGGCUCUGGCCCCGGAGGCCCUGCAGGAGUAGACGCCUCGGCCCUGCCCCCUGCAGUGGGCUUCCGUGGUGGCCCCGAGCAUGUGGUGAAGGUGGUGGGCGGCCACGUGCUGUAUGUGUGCGCAGCCUGCGAGCGUUCCUACGUGACCCUGUCGAGCCUAAAGCGGCACAGCAACGUCCACUCCUGGCGGAGGAAGUACCCCUGCCGCUACUGCGAGAAGGUGUUCGCCCUGGCCGAGUACCGCACCAAGCACGAGGUGUGGCACACUGGGGAGCGCAGGUACCAGUGCAUCUUCUGUUGGGAGACUUUUGUCACUUACUACAAUCUGAAGACCCACCAGCGAGCCUUCCAUGGCAUUAGCCCGGGCCUCCUGGCCAGUGAGAAGACACCCAACGGCGGCUAUAAGCCCAAGCUCAACACCCUCAAGCUGUACCGCCUGCUCCCCAUGCGUGCAGCCAAGCGGCCGUACAAGACCUACAGCCAGGGAGCCCCUGAGGCCCCGCUGUCUCCAAGCCUCGACACGCCGGCCCCUGCAGCCAUGCCAGCUAGCCCACCACCAGGGCCCCAGCCUGCCCCGGAGCCUGGCCCAGCACCCUCUGUCAUCACCUUUGCCCACCCAGCGCCCUCCGUCAUCGUCCAUGGGGGCAGUAGCAGUGGUGGUGCGGGGGGUGGACCAGCCAGCACGGGGGGUGGCCAGGCCGCCUCGGUCAUCACUUACACCGCUCCCCCGAGGCCCCCCAAGAAACGUGAAUACCCGCCUCCGCCCCCUGAGCCAGCCGCCACGCCAACCAGUCCAGCCCCAGCAGUCAGCCCAGCCACAGCAGCGGGGCCAGCCGCAGCCACGGAGGAGAGCAAGAGCCGGAACCCACGGGCUGGGAGGACCCUGACUUACACAGCCAAGCCCGUGGGUGGGAUUGCUGGGAGUGGGGGCGCCCCAGCGGGGCCUGGCCGGGGCCCCUCCCAGCUGCAGGCGCCCCCUCCGCUGUGCCAGAUCACUGUGCGGAUCGGGGAGGAGGCCAUCGUCAAGCGCCGCAUCUCAGAAACCGACCUGCGUCCCGGGGAGCUGAGCGGAGAGGAGGUGGAAGAGAGCGAGGAAGACGAGGAGGAGGAGGAGGAAGAAGAGGAGGAGGAGGAAGAGGCAAAGGCAGGAGGAGAAGACCAGCUCUGGAGGCCCUACUACUCGUACAAGCCUAAGCGCAAGGCUGGAACCGCCAGCGGGGGCAGCAGCGGGGGCAGUGGGGUGCCCAGGGGCCGCCGGCCACCCCGCUGGAGACAGAAGCUGGAGCGGAGGAGCUGGGAGGACCCCCCAGCGGCUGAGGGCCCGGCGGGGCGCGCCCGCGGCGAGCGGAGGCACCGCUGUGGGGACUGCGCCCAGACGUUCACCACCCCCAGGAAGCUGCGAAAGCACCAGGAGGCCCACAGCGGGGGGCCCCACGGCUCCCGGGCUGGACGGAAGCCCUCCACCCGCUUCGCCUGCCCUCACUGUGCCAAGGUGUGCAAGACGGCAGCCGCCCUGAGCCGCCAUGGGCAGAGGCAUGCGGCCGAGAGGCCCGGGGGCACCCCCACCCCCGUCAUUGCCUACUCCAAGGGCAGCGCCGGCGCCAGGCCUGGGGAUGUCAAGGAGGAGGCCCCCCAAGAGAUGCAAGUCUCGUCGUCCAGCGGGGAGGCGGGGGGCGGAAACGCUGCGGCUGAGGAAGCUUUGGAGCCCGCCUCGCUCCAGGACCCUGUCAUCUCGGGGGGCAAGGAGCCCCCCAUGGCGCCAGGAGCGGGCAGCUACACAUACCCGCCUGUGCAGGAAUUUCCACUGGCUUUGAUUGGGAGCGGCCGGGAACCUGGCAGUGGCAGGGGGAAAGCUGGAAGUGAAGGGCCGGUGGGGCCUGGGGAGGGGGACCGGAUGGAGGGGAUGGGGGCUGCCAAAGUCACCUUCUACCCUGAGCCCUACCCCCUCGUCUACGGCCCCCAGCUCCUCGCUGCCUACCCUUACAACUUCAGCAACCUGGCCGCGCUCCCGGUUGCUCUCAACAUGGUCCUACCUGAUGAGAAGGGGGCAGGGGCCCUUCCCUUCCUCCCAGGGGUCUUUGGCUACACAGUGAAUCCUCAAGGAGCACCCCCAACGCCACCGCCCCCAGCCCCGCCAACUCUUCCUCCUCCAGUCCCCUCUAAGGGAGAAGGGGAAAGGGCAGGAAUUGAGAGAACCCAGAAGGGAGAUGUGGGGUGAGCUCUCGGGCCAGCUCCCCCCGUUCACCAGAUGCUACCCUCCCUGAACCCUCCCACCACUACCAGCGCCCUGGCCUCCCUGCCCCUUGGGAGCCCCUCCACACUCUUGUGCAGGGACUUGGGGGGGCCCCUGGAGCUCAGGGGUCAGGCUGCUUUGUGUGAGAUUGUAGUUCUCCCAUCUCCUGGGAAGGGAUCUUGGGUGGUUCCCCUCUCAAUUCUCCAGGGAAUGGCCUCCAUGAGGGGCAGGGGCAGUCCCCGUCCCUUCUCCAGCCCUUGGGGCAACUGAGCAAUAUACUUACAUGAAUCUCUCCUCACGGCCCCCAACAGCUCUGAAUGUCUAGCCCUUACCCCUGCUGAUUCGUAACCCUGGGGGGAAACCAUUUCUCUCACCCAGUGUUCUCCCCCUCAUUCUGAAGCUUUCUCUUCCCCUACAGCCCUUCCUUCCCCAGAUGCUUCCUAGCACAUUCCAUUCUGUUUCUUCUCCCUACCCCACCCCAGCUGAGAGGGUGGCAUGGCCCAGGGCCUGGACCAGACCAUUGUGAUACCCGCCCCACAACCUGGGAGCAUGGCUUUGGAUCCCAUUUUUCCCAGGGUCGGUUUCUAUGUUCCUGCUUCCUUCACGCUAAGAUGCCAUGCCUUCCUGGGCUUCCAUGCCUUUGGAUCUUCCAUAGUACUCCCUGGAUUCCUGGACAUGGAGAUGGUCUCUUCCAUUCCAGGUCAAGCAGGUGUUGGAGGGAGGGCUACCCCUCUGUUCCAUGGCUGAUCACUUUCCCAGCCCAGGCAGCACCAGUGCUGGCCCUAUCUUGACCCCCAAAUCCGGUAAGCCCCAGAUUCUUCCAAGGCAAAAGAGGAGAGCAGAUCACACCUCUUCCUGCCUCGAGACAUGGCCUCUUCUGGGCCAAACCAGAUUUGGGGGCCAGGAGGGAGAAGCUCCAUAUGAGACGGGGAGAGGAAUCUUCUUCCUCCCUGUUUUUUCCUGAUGGUUUCUCCCAGACUAGACCAAAUAGCCAGAAAAACGAUGGGGGUUGGAUGGGUGGGUGAGCCCGAGCUUUGCACAUGACCUCCCAUCCUUACCUUCGCCCCCACCUUCCCCAGUGUCACUCCCCUUACCAGUCACUCCAUGUGGUCUGUGGGGAGCCAUCUUACCCGCCUGGUGGGCUUUGGGGUACCCCCACCAACUUUCUUUCCAAAAUAGCACCUUACACCCCAUCUCUGACUCAGUUCCCACACCCAAAGAUCCCAGCCUAGGGAUGGGGUGCAGGGACCCUAAAUAGUCCCUCAUCCCCAAUUUGCACUAGUUUACCCUGGUCAGGGGUCCCUGUAUUUCCUUCCAGUGGGGGAGAUGAAGAAACGUUUGCUCCUAAUUGUCUUUGAAAACUGGGCGUCCCCCUCUGUGAUUGGAUAAACACUUCCUACCACCACCCCACGAAAAGACAGCUUCCAAGGGGAGAGCCAGUUUGGGGGAGCAAAUUUGACCAAUGGGAAUUAGAGGAGUGCAUUUUUAAAAAGGGAAAAAGUUGCUGUCAUGGAAAUGGCAGCCUUUUCCCCAGCUACUGUGUUCUGGGGCCAAGAUGGCUGCCGUCCCUGCAUCAGCUGGGAGGGCAAGACCAUGGCUUCUGGAGGGAGGAGAGUCGGGGGAGGGACGGAAGCGUCCUCCUGCCUCCUUGUACCCUCCCAUCCUACAGGAAGGGGGAGAAGGUUUCCAACAGGCUCCCUGAAUGUUAACCUUGGAGGAAGGUCGCUCCUUCGUUCCCCUGCUGUCUCUUUGCACUUUUCUUGGUCUUGGCCACAGCUCGAGUGAAGAGUUUCCUACUGAAUGUACCAAGUUCCAAUUUUUUUAAGGGGGGAAAAAGUUUAAAAUGGGGGAAAAUGCAAAAAAAGAAAAAAAAAUCACUAAAAAUGUCCCACAAAUCUUGUUUCUGGCACUUUAGAAAAACUGCGAAAAACAUACAUAAUAAAGAAUACAUAUAUAUAUAUCAACACACAAAUUAUAUAGAUAUAUAUAGAUAUAUACAGCUAUAUCUAUAUAUACAUACAGCGGAACCACAAGAGCGACUGAGGAAGGCCUGGAGGCAGGGGCGCAGGUGACUCUGAUCCCCCCUGUCCUUUGCCUGCCCUUCUCUGAGGCCAAAAAGGCACAGGAGAUGGGAGGGGUUGAGUAUGGAUGGACCCAGAAGUUGGAAUUUCAGAAUGGGUCAAAAUUCAAAAACCUUGGUUAUUUGGGGACAGCUGAGAUUGUAGACAUUUUUUGAAACUAUGAUUUAGGAAAAUAGUUUCCCACAUGUGGUGGUCCUGGGCAACUGAUGAAAUUGUGGCGAAGUGGAGAUUAAAAUAUAUGUAUUUGAGGUGGGGGGCUUGGAUAUUGUGAAUUUCAGAUGCUGGAAAUUUGGGAUUUUGCGAUUUCAUCCUUUGGAAAUUCUCAAGUCUUGUUAGUCUGUGCCCUCUCUCCCCAUGGGAAGGGGGGUGAUGGUGGAGUGGGGGGCCAUGGUUCUGUGCCACAGCACGCGAGGUUUAGAAUUCUACAGAUUUGCUCUACACGUAGUGAGGACCCAGACUUAGAGAAACUGAGUGAUAUUUAUCUCCGCAUUUGUGUGUGUGUCCAACUCUCUAGGCCAAUAAACCAACAAGACAAACGAACUGUG